AGGAGCGGAGAGGGGCGGUCCCUUUCUGGCCCUAACCUCGCCCCGUUGCUUCCGCUGGCCGGAGUUACGACCGCUUUUGCCGGGUCCAGCCUCGGUGGCUGGGGCGUCACGGGACGUUGGGCGCGUGCUGCGGACCGUCCCAGAGCCUGACGCCUCAAGGUUUGGGGGAGGACGAACUAGUUGCUAGCCUUAAGACUGAAAAACGAUAAGUUUGAAAGAAAAAAGGGCUUCACAACGUGCGUAGAAAACUCACCUGGCGGUACUGGACCCAGAAUCCUGUGUGAUGUCAACCAUCUAGAGCUGUUCACUUCAGGAAGAUGACAGAACUUGUCUUUUGUGCUGGGGACAGAACCCAGGACAUCAUACAUGUAAGCCCUUGUUUCUACAUUGAAAUGGCUGAAGUCCGCAGGGUUGGCCACCUGGGACAUCCCACUGAUAAGAGCUACACUUCUUCCCAGGCUGCUGUGACAACUUGGUGGCCCCACCAUGUCCAGGCCUCAGACCCGGGAGCAGGCAGUGGAUUUCGAGGGAGACUCAUCCCUACACAGGAGAGACGAGGAGGGGCCCCAGAGCUCCCACCGCAUGCUGGGCUUCAGUGAUGCUCUGCUCUCCAUCAUUGCCACUGUCAUGAUCCUGCCUGUGACCCACACAGAGAUCUCACCAGAACAGCAAUUUGACAAAAGUAUACAGAAACUUCUAGCAACUAGGAUUGCUGUCUACCUGAUGACAUUUCUAAUUGUAACUGUGGCGUGGGCAGCACAUACCAGAUUGUUCCAGUUUGUUGGGAAAAUAGAUGAUACACUUGCCUUGCUUAACCUGGCCUGCAUGAUGACCAUCACCCUUCUACCCUACACAUUUUCUCUAAUGGUGACGUUUCCUGAUGUGCCCCUGGGCAUCUUCCUGUUCUGCAUGUGUGUGAUUGCCAUUGGAUCUGUGCAGGCACUGAUUGUGGGGUAUGCGUUCCACUUCCCAAACCUGCUGAGUCCACAGAUCCAGCACUCUGCACACAGGGCCCAGUCUCGACGACACAUCCUGCGCCUAGUCCUCCGUGGCCCAGCUCUGUGUUUUGUUGCAGCCAUCUUUUCUCUCUUCUUCUUCCCCUUGUCAUAUGUGCUGAUGGUGGCUGUCAUCUUCCUCCCUCAUAUCAGCAAGGCUACCACCUGGUGCAAAGACAAGCUCACGGGCCACAGGGAGUCUCCAGCUCACAAUGUGGGGCCCUUCAGUAUUGAUCUGCACGCACCUCUCAGCAAAGAGCGGGUGGAAGCUUUCAGUGACGGUGUCUAUGCCAUCGUGGCCACACUCCUCAUCCUGGACAUCUGUGAGGACAACGUUCCGGAUCCCAAGGAUGUCCGAGAGAAAUUCAGUGGCAGCCUUGUGACUGCCCUGGGUGCAUAUGGGCCACAAUUCCUGGCGUACUUUGGCUCCUUCGCCACAGUGGGUCUGCUUUGGUUUGCCCAUCAUUCACUCUUCCUGCAUGUCCGGAAGGCUACACAGACCAUGGGGUUACUCAACAUACUGUCACUGGCCUUUGUGGGCGGCCUCCCUCUGGCCUACCAGCAGACCUCAGCUUUUGCCCGACAACCCCAUGAUGAACUUGAGCGUGUGCGGGUCAGCUGCGCCAUCAUCUUCUUUGCCAGUAUCUUCCAGUUUGCCAUCUGGACUGCAGCCCUGCUGCAUCAGACAGAAACACUGCAGCCAGCUGUGCGAUUUGGUGGGCAGGAGCAUGCUUUCAUGUUUGCCAAGCUUGCACUGUACCCCUGUGCUAGCCUGUUGGCGUUUGCUGCCACCUGCCUGCUGAGCCGCUUCAGCACAACCAUCUUCCACCUCAUGCAGAUUGCAGUGCCCUUUGCCUUCCUACUGCUCCGGCUCCUUGUGCGCCUUGCCCUGGCAGGCCUUCAAGUCCUGUGGGACCUCCGGCCAGAGCACCCUCAAUCAGGCCAGGGUGAACCCGAGGCACAGUCUCAGCUCUUGCCUGCCCCCUGCUAAUGCCAAGGAAGCUACAUCUGCCCAUUCCAGGCGUACCGUAAGGGGUUCUAUGAAGAUGGCUCAGUAGAAGUCUGUGACCUUGGGGCUGUGGUUUUAUUGGCUUGAGUAUUGUGUACAUUGUGAAAUAUCAAGAUCUAUUUCAAGAUUAUGAACAUUGUUCACAUUUUGCAGUAAGGGGUUUCAUGGGAACUAAUUUUAUUGCUUUUACCCAUUUACUUUCCUCCCUUUCCCAACACUGCCACGGGAAGUUACCUUCUGACUAACCUGAAUAAGCUCUUGAGGCUGUCACUGAGGUCAUGUUUGAGGCAGUGGCACCCAGCCAAGAUCAGAGGUCCAUCCCUUUUACUUGCUAUGUCCUGCAUGUGGCCACACAAGCCAUCCUUAUGCUCAGAACCUUCAGGCAGUUGAGUCUGGGCUAAGUCAGGCUGUGAAGUUGCUGUCUGGCUUACGUCCUCACAAGUGCAGAGCUUCCCUGGUGGGACUGACAGUUUCUCUGCCCAUUCCCAUACCAGUUGUUAGACAAAGACAAGAGGCAACUACAGGACA
Microtus oregoni (creeping vole) is the source of this 2532-nucleotide messenger RNA. RefSeq names its product transmembrane protein 175 (gene Tmem175). Gene Ontology annotation, cellular component: lysosome; endosome. The record is from RefSeq and is a predicted model, not a curated record. The coding region runs from base 487 to 1986 and encodes 499 amino acids. Lineage: Eukaryota; Metazoa; Chordata; Mammalia; Rodentia; Cricetidae. Gene Ontology annotation, molecular function: proton channel activity; potassium ion leak channel activity. The transcript is spliced from 14 exons.